Messenger RNA from Rhopilema esculentum, 1248 nucleotides. The record is from RefSeq and is a predicted model, not a curated record. Lineage: Eukaryota; Metazoa; Cnidaria; Scyphozoa; Rhizostomeae; Rhizostomatidae.
UGAAAGUUUGAAAGUGAAUGUGCACCUGCAUUUUUGGCUAAACUUGUUAUUGCCUGGAGCAGCCUGAAGUAUUGUCGUUAGUAGACUCCAUUGUUUUGUUUAGAUGUCGCCCAUACAAUUUCUAUAGUAUCGCCUCCCGUGAGGCGUCGUCUACGCGUGUUGAAAACAUGUCUGAUGGCCCUGUGAAACUGAGAUUUGCUGCCAAUCUAUCGUUCCUUUUCCAAGACAUAGCCUGUUUGCCAGAGAGGUAUAUUGCUGCAAAGAGAGCAGGGUUCAGUGGUGUUGAAUGUGCAGAUCCAUAUUCAGUGGCUAUCAAUGUAUUAGUUGAGGCAAAGGAAAAUGCUAAAGUUGAGCAGGUUCUGUUAAAUUCAUUCAAAGGUGAUACAUCAGGUCUGGCAGCAGUUCCAAAUCGGCAAGAUGAGUUUCAACAAUGCCUUGAACUCUCAAUUCAGUACUGCACCGCACUAAAGUGUAAACGUCUUCACAUUCCUUCUGGUGUAUAUCCUGAAGGAGACAAUGAGGAGAAAGAAAGCCUUUGGAGAGAAACAUUUAUCCAAAAUCUUCGAUAUGCAUCACAGCGUGUUGCUCUGGAUAACAUAACCAUUUUGAUUGAGCCAAUUUCAAACAUUCACAAUUAUUUCCUAAGCCAGACUGAUCAAGCUAUUGAAAUUAUAAAAGAACUGAAUUGUGACAAUGUAAAGCUGUUACUGGACUUGUACCAUCAUCAGCGGACGCACGGAGACAUCACAAACACGUUAUCCAACUAUUUACCAUACAUAGGACACAUACAAAUCAGCCAGGUGCCUGACCGGAACGAACCGGAUAGUAACGGGGAAAUAAAUUACACUUUUGUGUUUAAUCAUCUGCUAAGAAUUGGAUAUUCCGGUUGGAUUGGAUGUGAAUAUGUUCCGCAAGAUUCAAAAGGAUUGGGCUGGAUUGAGCCAUAUUUACAAAGGGAUGAUGAUAUGGAGCUGAGAGUAAUAAAGUCAUGAGACGAUGCUCUCGAUAUCUAGAAAUGCACAUUGCAAAUUGGUCUACUCCUUGCAUUGACUUGGAAUCGACGAAGCGUUCCUGGGAUUCUUGAAGAAGAAAAAUGUUUAGUAACUCGUAAAUGAUAAUUGUAUCGAGUUUAUGAGUGGUGGUGAUAUCUUGAUAAAAUGAAUGUAUGUAUUGUAUUAUUAACUAAUGCACUUAAUAUUCAAUUGAGAAAUUCAAAGAAUAUUUAAUAAAACACCUAAUCUAUUUUCA